AGUCAGACCAAACGGUUCAUUACACCUUUGCUGGAGUGGAAUUGUGGUAUUUAGCCAUUAUCGCCCACAUACAAAUAUACGUUUACAAGUGGAAAAAGAAAUUUCGGGUUGUACAAAGGCAAAAGAAAUUAUUAAGCAAUCCUCACGUAAUAAAUUUUCAAUUUCUCCAUUGUGCUUAAUAUUAUGUUGUUUUUUGUUUCGAGUACAUAAUAUUGCACUAAAAUAUAAACAAAAAUAGAUUGUUUGGGAAAUAGGCGAAAACAACGCAAAUACCACGGGAAAAAUUACUACACAAAUGUACAGUUGUACGUAUGUACACAUACUUAUGUAUGUAGCUAACAAAGCCAGUUUCCUGUGACACAUUAAAAUAUCAGACAGUUUGCGUCCAAGAAUAAAUAUUUGAGAACUAUUCCUACUUCCUCACGCACACAUUAACAAAGGAAAAAUAAGAAUACGCGUCAAAUAUCCAAAGUAAAAACACCAAGUUAAAAUAUGGACCUCUUAACAAAAUAUCGUCCCGUCAAGAGUUUGGAGUUUUAUCAGAGGAAAAUUGUCCGAUUUAUUCAUAGUUCCGAAGGCAGUGAUGACCUCAGGUCACUGGGUGUUCCUUAUGGAGAACUAGGAUUUGAUUCACCUCUUCACUUCAUACGUUGCGUCCCGACAGAAAUGUGUGAAGAGUAUGUAUGUGACAAGCUAUUUCAACGAAUGGACAAGACCUUGCGAAAAGGGAACCGAGUUUUUCUGAGCUCUACUGAUGGAAAAAUUCAAAGUGCAAUUUAUAAAGGCCAAAAAUGUGCACAGGGUGGACAGAUGGAAGCAAUUUUGGAUGGCCAUCGAAACACAUAUCCUGUAGACACCGUAAUACCUUACAAAGCGUUCUUGAGAAAAAAUAUCGGAGCGAUGUUGAUUGAUGGACCUCAUAAAAUAAUUGGAACAAACAUUCAAUAUUUGGAGCCAAAAUGGGAGGUAGGAGACGCAAUUUACUAUAAGCCGUCCAAACGGUGGGGAAUAAUUGAGGAUAGGGAUGUUGUAAGGGGAAAAGUAUUUUGCGAAAUAAAAUUGGAAAAAACAAAAGUGAAGAAAGAAAAAAUAUUGAGAAUGCCCCUUUGGGAACUUAUGGCCGAUGCAGUUCCUUAUCGAACGCCAAUAAUCCCCAGAAACAAUGCAGUCAAAGUUAAAGAUCCACCACCACCAAUAAUUACUACAAGGACACAAGACGAAACUUCUCACCAAAAUGUGAACAACAAUAAAGAACACCAAAAAUUGGAAAUAUUGCCCUCCGUGAUGGCAGACCGUAGCGAUAAUGAUUCCAUUAACAGGAACAAACUGACUAAGCAAACUUCCAAAGAGUCCGAGAGUAGCAAAGAUAUCAGUUUCAGGAAGUCAUCUUCCGACGAAAGCUCUUCAAUAACCACAAUUGUUACUGGUACCGAUAAAGAGAAUGAAGCAAUCCCAACGAGAGGCGACACCACUUCAACGUCCAGCUUCAAUGAUACAAAUGUUUUGAUUGAUUUGCACAAUUCCCCAAAAUUAGUUCGAUCUGAAACUUCAAGGACUCCUGAUGAAGAAAGUAAUCCAAAUUCUACAAGUAUUACUGUACGAAGAAAUCCAUCGCGAACUAUGCGACCACUCACAGAGUACUUUCACUCUCAGUCUGUCGAAAUACACGAUGAUUAUCAACCAGUGAGUUCAUCUGGUCCGGAUUUAAAGGCUAAAAGUUUCAAUAACUUGAACAGCCAAGUAUCAGAGGAAGAGGAGUUUACGCUUGAAAACUAUAGUUCCUCAUUAAGAAAAAGCGCCCGAAAUGUGCUAGCGAAACAAGUCGCUGAAGUUGCUCGUCGGAAUCAGAUGAAAAAGACGAUAUCUUUGUCUACAGACAAUUUGCAUGCUUUCGGUGAUCACCCGGCGACAACCACUCCACAAGUUUCACACGUCUCAGUUUCGGACAAUGAUUAUCAAAUUAGAAAUCGACCCAGAGAUGAUCAACAGAUUGAGCCAGCCUCAACAACCAGCAUCUCCACUUCUGCCAACGACACUUCUGGGACUGACUCACCUCCACCACCCCCACUUCCGUCCUCACCCCCGCCCGUAGAUCAUCAGCAAGAGCAACAGGUGAUGAUGAUGAUGGGGAGUGACAAUUAUUCCACAUUUCUCGUUAAACGACCCUCUGCUUUCGACAAAACAUGUCCUGAAGUAAUUCCCAGGAAUUAUGAAAACAUGCAGCCCAAUGUAAAUUUUCGAAGUGGCUCUUGUUCAAUGGUUCCAGAAGUAUCGAGCUCUGGAUAUGAGAUGAAGACCAGCAGAGAUCGCAUCGGUGGUGGUAGCUUAUCCAGUUAUCACGAGAGUCACAAUCAUGACGAAAGUGAGUUUCCAUCUCGGUACUUUCACCACCAUGCUAUCUCCGUGCCAGCAUUUGACAUCCCAUCACAAUCUUCCUCCUCCAUGACGCUUCCAACAGAGUCCAAAAAUUAUGUCAAGAAGCCCGACCAUAAAAAACAGGUGUCUACAACUGAAAGACAAAGAUACAAGAAGAAUCCGUCAAGCCUGAGAAACAAGGUGAAAUCUGUUCCAAAUAUUUCGGAUGAUCGUCCAACCUCAGAGCCACCACUCCCAAAACCAUUUACUAUUGCAAAUAUUCAAUCUGCCGUCGGUAAAGGCAAAGGUAUCCAGACUGGUUAUCACUCAAAUUACGCAGAUGUCAGCUUGUUCGCACUGUUUUACUGCUCCAGCAUUUUUGAUGGCCUUUUGACCAAGGAGGACGAACAUACGGAUCGAGCCAUGAAGAAAGAAGUCAAAAAAAUUAUACGAAACAAAAUUGUUACACCUCUUCGACGCACUGCAUUCUGUAGCUGGGAAAAUGUAUGUCAUCUUCGAGAAGCUCUACUUCCACUAUCAUCAAAAUUAAAUUCUUCCUUCAUGGAUUCUGAAGAGUUCUUGUAUUUGCUCUUCGAAAAUGCCCUCAACACCCCAGAGUUUAUCAAAUAUUCAAAUGGGACAAAGGAAUUUAUGCAUCAAAUCAUUGUGAAGCCGAAGGACCGAUCCCGAUGCCAAGAUGUCCAAUUUCUCCUAGAAACUAGCAUGGAAAUCAACAAUUCAUUGUUUAAAGAACUUCCAUCUCCAGCCUUGAUGCUCUGUAUGCCUCGGUGCAACGGGCGUUUGGUUUAUUACGAAGCCAUCGUGCCCAGUAUGCGACUCAACAUUACUCCGUUGUUGGAUAAAGGUCCAAAGAGAUGUUUAUGCGAAAUGGCUGCUACAUUUGAAUGUGCUGUUUGCUACAAGACGUACGGGGAGGUGGCUUUAGCAUAUUGUCAAACGUGUCAAAGGAUGUCGGAGCAAAUCCAUUUUCACAUGGGGCACAAUCCUGUGUUGGUGCCAAAGCUUCAGAAAAACGUGACACUGAGUUUGUUGGCCGUUAUUUGCAUCAAAAAUUGCCAUUACAGUACUUUUGUAAAAACAGGAGUGGAUACGUAUGCUCCGUGGUUGUAUUAUGAGGCUACAUCAAACGAACUGCCCCAGGUUCAAUUGCUAGAUGACUUUGGUCGAUGGCUGGACAAGUUGGAAAGAGAACCAGGAAGAUAUCGCGAAUUAGCCAAGACGCAUUUGUAUCUCAAACGAAUCAUUACCGAAAGCCAUAUUUGCGUCUACUAUUCUCCAGAAGGAGACAAACGUAAUGGAGAAAGUUUCUUGAUUUGAAUUAAUGUUUUUGCCAUUUUAUACAUUGUACAACUCCUUCUAUUACAUACUGGUUUUUUAUAGUGAAUAAAAAUUUAUUGCGAAUCACUCUACAA
Messenger RNA from Folsomia candida, 3788 nucleotides. RefSeq lists its product as uncharacterized. Gene Ontology annotation, cellular component: cytosol. The record is from RefSeq and is a predicted model, not a curated record. The coding region runs from base 493 to 3693 and encodes 1066 amino acids. Gene Ontology annotation, molecular function: K63-linked deubiquitinase activity; cysteine-type deubiquitinase activity. Gene Ontology annotation, biological process: protein K63-linked deubiquitination. The transcript has 16 exons. Lineage: Eukaryota; Metazoa; Arthropoda; Collembola; Entomobryomorpha; Isotomidae.